AUGAAGCUUUCCUCAAUUUUUAUAGUCUCUCCAGUAGUUCUAUUGAGUUAUUUAGCCGUAGUUAGCUCUCUUUCGUUCAAUUUGCCUCCUGGACAAGAAAAGUGUCUCAGGGAAGAAGUCCACAAAGAUGUUCUUGUUACGGGUGAAUACAGAUUAUCAGAUGCCCCUCAUCAGAAAACGCAUUUAACGGUAGGUACAUGCAUGGUACUUUUAGUUUAUAGAAGGUUGAAUGGAAAGAAAAUAAUUGUACCUCGUUAAUGAUAAUUUUGCAUCCGAUAUAGUUCAUUUAACUAUUUACAUGCGCUUGUAGUUCAUAUUGUGCACAUGGUGAUUUCCUUUUGUUAGGUAACGGAUUCAACUGGGCAUGUACUAUAUAAGAAAGAAGACGCCACCAAGGGCAAAUUUGCUUUUACAACUGAUGACUAUGAUAUGUACAAAGUAUGCUUGGAGAGUGAAGGUAGGAGAAGAAAUGAGCUGAAUGCUGAACAAAGUCAGUCAUUCACUUGUUAAAUCGGCUAAACUUCAGAAUACCUGUCCAAUGUAUCUUGUUUAAUAACAGUAGUCCCUAUUGUGUUGAACUUUGUGGUAUAAUGAAUUCUGACAAGUGGCCAGGUAUUGCGAAGUUGCUCAGUUGAAGCGUAUUGGGUAAUUUUACAAGUGUAGCUACACUUGUAAAUUACACUCCUGUCCUUGACUUUCAUUAGUCCCACGUACAUUGCGAAGAUUGGUGCAUGCAUUGUUAUCAAAUCGUAACCACCCCGUCUGCCAUAUUGGAUCAAGUAGAUACUUCAUGUAACAGAUCACUUGGAGUGCGGGCUCAGGUUAUUCGUACCACAUGGUUUUUGCUGACAAAGAAACAUCUGAUGCACCAUGGCAUAGACUGUUCACAGCCUCCUAUUUUUCUGUAAGAUUGUUUAGGUCAAGUGCUUUGUGUUAUGUGAUUUGAUGAGUGUCAAAACUACUUAGGGGGCAGGGGGCAGUUUUUGCUUCCUCCUAAACUGCCCUCCACCUGCUGAGUAGUUUUGACACCAGGGGACUGUGAACAGUCUACCGUUGCACAGUGAAGGUUAGAUUCUUUCUUUUGUCCAAAAGUCCCUGGACUUGAAAAAAGAGUAGAUGAUGAUGGAAAUUCUGGUGGAGAUAAUGAUGAAGAAGAUAAUGUAGCCUUCAAAGCAACCUUAAAAACUGUCUGAGAAAUUUGCUACAAGCAGAGAGGUUGGACACCCUGAUGGUCAUUUCAGCCGAAGGACCACCAUUACAAGAGUUCCCUUUUGAACAUACUUGAUGAAAUGGAAGGCAGAGAAAUCAUGAAGAAUUUUUUCCACACCAAUCAUGGGCCACAAGUAACUUUGUCCCCCUAAUGUUCUUAUGUGGCCCUGGGACUCCUCAAGGCAAAAUCUUGGCGAGGACACCGAGUUGGCAUACAUGCAUUUCCCACACCAGCCAACAAUUAUUGUCCUUGGGAUUUUCAUGUUAGAAAGUACCACUUCAAAAAGCUGUUCAAUCCAAAACUACUUUUUGUGCCAUAGAGUAUUAUAAUAGGCAGUUACAUUUCUUCUGCAUGCUUGUGCACCAAAUGAAACAGAAUUUCUACUAAUACUUUCUUCCAAAUUUAAGGUCAUGCAGGAGGUGGAGUAGAAAGAGAAGUUACUUUAAAUGUGAAACAUGGUGUGGAAGCAAAGAACUAUGAAGAUGUAAGUUUUGAUUUUUGUAGCAAUAUUGUAAUGCAUUGCCACCUUAUGUCUCAGCUUGGAUGAAGAGCUUGAGUGAGUGAGUGAUUGUAAUACAUCAAGUGGUCACACUAUAGGAUUUUGUCCAGGUAAAGUAAGAGGCAGACAGCCACAUGUUCCUGACAUAUACAUUCUGUCUAUAACCUUCUCACUCAGAGAGUUCUUAGCGACGUUGGACAAAACCUUAUUCAACUGAUACUUCUUUGUUUUUGUGGUUUAUUUGAUUGAAGUGAGAGCUCUGAAUUUAAAGCAGUUUUCUUUGAAGAAAAGAAUUUACAGACACUAAAUAGUGAUUUUGUUUUGAUCCUUUUGUAGUUAGCCAAGGCUGAAAAGUUGAAACCAAUGGAGGUGGAGCUCAAGAGGUUGGAAGAUUUAGCAGAUGCUGUUGUUAAUGACUUUGCAUAUAUGAGACAAAGAGAGCAAGAAAUGAGAGAUACAAAUGGUAAAGAUUAUUAUAUUUACUUUACUGUAUUAAAUAUCAUUCAAAGCUGUCAUUAAAGGAUGUAACUUGUAACACUUGUUACGGCUGAGCUUACUUGACAUUACAGGUUGAUCAUAGUAAAAAGCUAAAAUUGAACAUUCAUUUUGCUAUGGCUGCUUCAAAACUUACUGACGCGAUUUUCUUUGAACAGAAGGGUCCACUUUAGUGCUAAUUUCGAGAAAAAUAUUUACCAACAGUAAAAUCAGAUUAUUUCAUAUUAUUGCCAAAUAACAUCUGUUGUUCAUUUCAGAGUUUCGUAGUCAUCCCUUUAAACCAAAAAAGUUAUGAUGAAAAACUCAUUUCAGCUCAUUGCGCCUGUCUUAAUAACAAAGCCACCCUAAAAGUUCAUUACCAGUACAUGUAUUAUAAUAUUAUACACAGACAUCAAGUCCUUGUGCAAUUUAUUGAUUGGUGAAAGUUUGUAUCAGCUUCAGUAUUUUAAUAAUAUGUCUAUUAUUAUCUUGCAGAGUCAACUUAUUCCCGUGUUCUGUACUUCAGUAUUUUUUCCAUUCUGUGCCUGUUUGGUUUGGCCACAUGGCAACUGUUUUAUCUGCGACGAUUCUUCAUCGCCAAGAAGCUCAUAGAGUAA
Messenger RNA from Porites evermanni, 2800 nucleotides. The record is from the annotation of a GenBank genome assembly. Lineage: Eukaryota; Metazoa; Cnidaria; Anthozoa; Scleractinia; Poritidae.